AUGGAACCACAACGCCGCUACAACGUAGAGCGGUCCUGCCUACGCUGCCACGAGCGCAAACUAAAAUGUGACAGAACAACCCCUUGCAGUAGAUGCGUACGACAAAACACAGCAUGCCAAUACCCUGGCCCGAGCCGAGUGAAGCGCCAAACCCCGAAGAAGAGUAUGACAGAAGUUGCAGCACGGCUGGAACAGCUGGAGCGGUCCAUCGCAGCGAUGGUCAAGGAACGACCGCGUGGAUCGACAGAUGGCAGCUCGGAUGUAAAAUCUGACUCGACGGCCGGUAAAAGCGCAAGUACAAGUACAUUGCCAUUCAUUGGCAAAUUGGAUACCGCCAGAUCAAGACCACUCGAUCAAGGCUUCCUCUCCAAAGACGGCCGCUAUAUCAACGAACCACUCCUCUCAAGAGUCCUAGACAAAGAAAAAGAACUCCAAUCAGCUAUCGGAUCGCCAAGUGAUUAUAGCAGUCCGCACCGUCCACCGGUUUUGCGUGCAGAGGGUCUCAUUGCGAAUCCGCUUCUGGCUCAGGUUGAUCUUAAAGAGUUAUAUCCGAGUCGGUGGCAGGCGACUCUGCUAUGGCAAGCAUUCCUUAGCCGUGUUGAUCCCCUGGUUAAAGUCCUGCACAUCCCAUCGACGCAGCCACGUAUCUUUGCUGCUAUUAAUCGGCCGGAGAGUGUGCGGCCAGAUGUGCGCGCUUUGCUUUUUGCUAUUUACUUUGCUGCCACUACUGCCUUCAUCUCUGAUGAUAGGCAGAAUGAGAGUUUGCAAUUUGAUUUGAGGAAGUAUCAGCAGGGGAUGGAGAUUUCGUUGUACCAGUCUGAGUUUUUGGAUGCUCCUACUAUUACCUCGUUGCAGGCGACGGUUAUUUAUCAGACAUGUUUCCGCUACAGUAAUAGCGGUCGAUCCGGUUGGACAUUACAGGGUAUGACCAUGCGAGCUGCGCAGUCAAUUGGUCUACAACGUGACGGCAAGCAUUUCAAACUCCCUCAACUAGAAUGUGAAUUGCGACGACGACUUUGGUGGCACAUCCAUUCUGCAGAUGCCCGAGUCGCGGAAGAUCACGGACUGAGCGUCCCCGAAAACGACUACGGAGAUACAGAACUGCCAUUAAACAUCGACGACGGAAAUUUAUCCGGGCUGGAUGAAAGUCCAGUCGAAUCCCAGUCCCGGUGGACGGAUAUGACCUAUUCACUAAUAAUAAUGGAAAUCAUCAAAAAGAGGCCAAUGCUGCUGCGCACCCUGGAAGGAUCGACAGAUCCCAGCAGAGCAAUCGCCGAUUUCAGAAGAGAGAUCCAUGAGAAAUACCUCAAGCACGGCGAUCCCGAUAUCCCAAUCCAGCGCAUUGGUCUCCUACUCGGACAACUCCUCCUUGCAAAGGCAGAAAUCUGCAUUCGACAGAGGAUAAUCCAUUCCCAGGGUCCUGCGGCAACGUCAUUAGAUCGCGGAAUUUCCCAAGGAUCCUUCGAUCUGGCCUGUAACGCUAUUGAACUGGGAUUGGAAAUCCACACCGACGAGUUACUGCGUGGAUUCCGGUGGUUGACUAGUACAUUCACGGGAUACCAUCCUCUCACGUAUAUUCUCUGGACGCUGUGUGUUUGUCCUACCGGACCACAUGUUGAACGAGCGUGGCGGGUGGUCAAUACGCUCUUUGAUAUCACGGAGGAGAAUUCUUUGAUCUCCGGUCCCGGCGAGAGGUGGCCUAUGAUUGUACAACUGAGAGAGAAGGCUUUGCGGAGUAGACAGGCUCACGAAGCUUUGCAUUCGAGUCAGCAGGCUGCGGAUGAUACUGCUGUAUACGGUGAUGGUGGUCAUGCGAUGCGGUUGGAUGGGGGGUUCGAUAUGAAUGUUUGGGAUCCUAGCUUCAUUGAGAAUCCUGAUUGGAAUUAUUUGACGCAGAGUCUUGCCUUGCUUAAUGGAGAGAUUUGA
Molecule: messenger RNA, 1926 nt
Organism: Penicillium canescens
Lineage: Eukaryota; Fungi; Ascomycota; Eurotiomycetes; Eurotiales; Aspergillaceae
Exons: 2
Coding region: 1-1926 (641 amino acids)
Biological process (GO): regulation of DNA-templated transcription; DNA-templated transcription
Molecular function (GO): DNA binding; zinc ion binding; DNA-binding transcription factor activity, RNA polymerase II-specific
Source: RefSeq, a predicted model, not a curated record